Fonsecaea multimorphosa CBS 102226 is the source of this 765-nucleotide messenger RNA. RefSeq lists its product as uncharacterized. Lineage: Eukaryota; Fungi; Ascomycota; Eurotiomycetes; Chaetothyriales; Herpotrichiellaceae. The transcript has a single exon. Bases 1 to 765 code for a protein of 254 amino acids. The record is from RefSeq and is a predicted model, not a curated record.
AUGACCGAUAACCAAGCGAGUGGCACCCCUUCGGUGCUUGCCACCCACACGAUCGAUCCAAGCCAACAAGAAAUCUCGCACCCGCCAAAGUCAUACACAUAUUACCAUGCCGGACCGCUCUUCACCAUCGCCGAACUGCACACAAAUGCUCUUCUUGCACAAGCGAUCCAAGGUCGCUCUUCGGGCAAAUUCAUCCCCGUCUUACCCCAGGAUCUGGAGCAGCGCGACCAGAGCCCUCAUUCCAUCCGGGACGAGGAUCUCCGUGCCCUGUUCUCCUGCGACAUGGCCCUGUUCACCUACGACGGUGCGGAUCUCGACCCCGGCACGGUCGUUGAGUACAUGGCCGCCAAAAUGGCCGAUAUCCCCGCUGUCGUGCUCCGGACCGACUUUCGCGGAGCGGGCGAUCAGAGCUUGAGGGGCGAUGCGUGGAACCUGAUGAGCUCCAACUGGCCGAGGACGGUGGGUGUGGUCGUGCACGCGAUGGUGGGCUACAAGACCAGUCUCCAGAGGGCCCAGGCUGGAGCGGAGGGGAGUCAAGAUAUGGUGAGGACGGUGGGCGAGUACAUGAUUGAAGACGUCGCCCAGAAGGUCGUGGAUGCUUUUGAGAAGGUGUUGAAGGAACCCCCGAGAAUGCCAAAGGAGUUGAGGGAAAGUGUGUAUCAGUGGCUGGCUUUGAUGCCCGGGUUCAGGGACGGAGGCGACCAGCAUAACCUGGAGUUUCUGGCUAAGGUGUGUAAGGAGAAGCAAUCUAGAGGUUUAUUAUGA